Fraxinus pennsylvanica is the source of this 1908-nucleotide messenger RNA. The record is from the annotation of a GenBank genome assembly. Lineage: Eukaryota; Viridiplantae; Streptophyta; Magnoliopsida; Lamiales; Oleaceae.
AUGUUUUACUCACAAAUGCUUCUGUCAAAGAAGGGGCCUUUAGGCACAGUUUGGUUUGCUGCUCAUUGUUUCAAAAGGCUUAAGAAAGAUCAAGUUAAGCAGACUGAUAUUUGUUCUUCUGUGGAUAAGAUUUUACUUGAUGAAGUUCCGGUGGUAACAUAUCGAAUAUUAGCCUAUCUUCUUCUGGGUGUUGUGAGAAUAUACUCAAAGAAAGUCGAGUAUCUGUUCCACGACUGCCAUGGUGUUGUGGCUAAACUCAGUAACUUUAAGGUUGGCAAAAGGAAAGGUGAAAGUAUUGGAGGUAUGUGUGCUUCUCAUUACUCCAUCACCUUUCCUAAGAGAUUUGAACUUGAUGCUUUUGACCUAGAAGUCAUGGAAGAUCAAGAUGCAAUCGAUGGAAAUGUGAGAUCUCGUGAAGACAUCAUGCUUGCUGACGAAUUGAGGAAGGAGGGCAACACAGUUGACCAACUUGACAGGGAUCAUCAUGAAGAGAAUAUUUCCUUUUCUGAAGCUUAUUCAUCUGCUUACACUCCAGUUAGAGAUGUGUACUGUCCUUAUCCUGUGGACAGACAAUUGGUUGUAAACCAAUCACAUAAUAUGAGCAACUCACUAGCAAGCAUGGAGAUAUUUCGUGGGACAGAAUUCUUUCUAGAAGAUCGUCUGGAUCCUAUGGUAUUGGAUGAGGCUGAAAAUGAACAAGGCCAUGAUAGACUAUCUGAUGAAGAGAAUGAGGUUGCGACAGAGAAGACAGAGCAUCCUAUGAGUAAAUCGAACUUACAAGAAAACGAACCACGUGAUCUUUCUAGGUCAUAUGAUAAAAAUAAGGCAGCUGAUGCAGAGCACAUGAGACUCCCAGAAAUUACUCUAUUAGAUAGCAGAAAAUGUCGGAUUAUAGAAGAGUAUUCAACAUCCAUUGCAGUUGAUGUAACUUCAGAUUCAAAGGAUCCUGGUGGCACUGCUACACCGGAGAUUAUGGUUAUUCACACUCCAGCUCCCAAGGAGCGUGCGAAAGUUCUGAAGAAGCGUAAGUGUUCGUUCGACGACAUCAUUGCAGUACCUAACAAGAUGUUCAAGCAAUGGAUAGAUGAUACAAGUAACUUAGUAUGUAAGAGAAAGAAUGCUCCUUGUACCAUUUUACAUACCUGGAGAGCUCAUAAACUUUCUAAUCUCCCUCAGACUUUCUUGGAUCCUCUGUUUCCCUGUAUCCCGUUAGAUCUUCGAUCUCUUGAAUGCAAAAAGAUAUUGCCAACUGAGCCAAUUGAAGCUGUGGAAAUAUUUGCAAGUCAAAAUGGAGCAGGAUCCUCUAUUACACCUAAAUCUCGAGAACAAACUCCAAUGGUUCCUGCAACUCCUGUAACUCAUUCAACCACACCGCAAGUGCAGGAGAGCAAAGGAGCAAGAUCCUCUAUUACACCCAAAUCUCGAGAACAAACUCCACUGGUUCCUGCAACUCCUGUAACUCAUUCAACCUCACCGAGAGUGCAGGAGAGCAAAGGAGUUUCUGACAUUGUGGAACCUUCAACCUCAAAUGAAAUCUCGAAGAAGGUGUCUUCUCUGAGUGAAGACCUAAAAUUGAAUGUUUCUUUAAUGAAUGAGGAAACAGAUUCAUCUGAAGAAACUGGCCAGGAAAAAAAUAUGCUUUCUGCAAGAACAAAAACGAUUGCAAGAUAUCUGUAUGGAAACUUUGUAAGAAGAAAGAUAUGCAGAGAGGAUGCUGUAGUGAAAUUGUCGCAGGUUCUCGAAGGAAAAACCAAGAAAGGAAGUGCGAGGCUAUUCUACGAAGUACUGGUUUUGAAAACUGGGAAAUGCAUAGAUGUGAGGCAGGACAAUCCAUAUGAUGAUAUAUUUCUGCUCGAAGCUCCUGUACUGAGGCAGUUGUUUGAACCUGAAGGAGUAGCACAGCUUUAG